This is a messenger RNA of Pseudo-nitzschia multistriata, 3250 nucleotides long. The record is from the annotation of a GenBank genome assembly. NCBI's taxonomy places the organism in Eukaryota, Bacillariophyta, Bacillariophyceae, Bacillariales, Bacillariaceae.
AGAGUUUUCGUACCGUACGUACCUGCAACGUGUUGUACGGUAUGUCGUUGGUUUUCCGUUUCUGCCAUCUUUAACGAACCAUCAUCAGCAGGCUUCCGGCAUCGCAUCGGGACUUUACUCGUCCCGCGACUCCAUUCAUGUGCACAUGAAGACCCUACGAAUCAUCACCGCAUCGACUCGCAGCAAGAAGAUACCAUCGUCGUUGUCGUCGUCACCAAGAAGCCCGGCAUCGUUCCCUCCUGGUCGCAGAAGAAGCACCCGAUUCUUUUCCUUGUACACCGCUGCCGCCACCAGCCUGCUUUUGUUCCCGUCGCUCAGUGGAGUGACAAGUGCAUUGGCCAACAGUAAUUCCAACCAGCAGCAACGAGCCAUGAGUUGCCGCAAGACACACGUCACCGACCGAGAUGGAUCGGGGACCAUCACCGUUUCCCCGCGCAACGAGGCGGAGCAGUCCGGACUGCUCGUCAUCAGUCACGGACUGGGGGACACGGCGGAGGGCUUUGCCGACGUCGCCGAGCAGUUCGCGUCGGAGAUGCCCUGGCUGAAGAUCGUCCUGCCCACCGCACCCACCCAAAAGGUUACGAUGAACAUGGGGAUGGCCAUGCCCAGCUGGUACGACAUCGUGGGACUGGACGAACGGUCCAACGAGAACUGCCACGGAAUCGACGAGUCACGGGCCCGGAUUGCGGGCAUUUUGCAGAAGGAGCACGAUGCAACCGGCCUCCCGUAUUCGAGGUACGUACAAUGGGAUGCUUCGGGAAUUGUGAUGCGGCGCUCUUUGGAGUUGGACAGAAUCGACUCGCAGGGUGGUAGCAUUUCUCUGGCUCGAAUGGUAGUUCAUUGACCAGCAGGUCGUUCCAUCGCAUUGGUUUUUCACUGGAAUGGUACUGUUUCGAUCCUCCAUUACAACCGCGGGCUCCCAACGGCAUGACCAACUGACACACUCACACUGUUCGAUUCGCUGCUUCUUCAUGAUUGCCAGAAUGGUGCUAGCUGGCUUCAGCCAAGGGGGUGCCCUGUCGCUCUUCACCGGUUUGCAGCUGGAGUCGUCCCUAGCCGGCAUUCUUGUCAUGAGUGGAUACCUACCGGCCGCCUCUAAGUUGAAGCUAUCGCAGACCGACACCCCCGUGUGGCACGGCCACGGGAGUGCGGAUCCCCUUGUUCAGUACCAGAUGGCGGAAAAGACAAAGUCUAUAUUGACCGAACGAGGCGUCAAAAACUACAGCCUCAACUCUUACCCGAUUCCGCAUACCGUCAGCCCUUCGGAACUCGGCGAUGCCCUCGCAUUCUUGAAAACCGUGCUGCCGUUCGACGAGUCAAUAAAGGUAACCCUGAAGGACCCUAAGGACAUGAGUGUCAAGGAGCUCAAGGCAGCAAUACGCAAGGCCGGGCUGAGCGCGGUCGGUUUGAUGGAAAAGUCGGAAUUCAUCAAAAUGGUCCAAGAUCACCGCGAUGGAAAGCUCUGACCAGCAAUUUCGACACUUUCACUACGGUCUAAGUUAUAGUGAAUACAAAGUAGAUUGCUAUCAAAGUAUUUGCUUUUUGAACUUGAUUUAUAAUUUUUUUUUCGUUUCGAAUUUAUGCGCGUUAUUGAGGUGUGUAAUUCUCAUUUAUCCCAGUGAUUAUCUUGGCGGCCGUUUCGAACCUUUAGCUUAGGUGGGGUUUCGUGUACAUAUUGACGAAUUCGAUUCCUUCAAAUUUCAUGUCUUCCUUGAUCUUCACUUCAUCCAUCAACACAUCGCCUGUUACGACAUCAAAAAUCACAAUGUACGAACGUUGCUUGCAGUCAUCCAAAUUUAUGGCGCAGUCUUCCUCCACGCUCCGCAGAGCAAUGGCGUGACGAUCGUUGGUACCAGGAACAAAGGCGAACGACGAAAAGCCAUGCAAGCCAUCCUUGUCGGCCAUCUUUACUUCAACGACUUCGGCAUUCCUGAAUUGCUCGUCAACAAUUACCACCUUGUUGGAGCCACGCUUCUCGUCCACAACGUCGUCGUAAACGUCUUUGGAUAUUCUUCGCGGCAUAAAGACCCACUUGCGCAUGUGGGGAGACCAUCGGAUUGCCUCGUGGAUGACAUAUCCCGGUGAAGGACAACCCAACACUUUGCGAACAAAGUUGUAGUUAUCUGUCCAAUUGAUGCGGCGGAAUUCACCGUGAUUGUCCAUGAUGGUAACCCACAAGUUGUUCACCUUUGGAUGAAUACGAAAAGGACGCAAGAGAAGGAGAAACAGCAUGCCAUCGUUAGUAUAGCUUUCGGCUUCAAUCUUCGGAACGAAGAAGCUACACGCAAGAAGAAUACAAGAGAACUACACAAAGAUCAAAACAUACAUUUUCAAUCGACCCAUCCGGUCGAGUGUAUUCCUUGCCCAUGCUUCCAAUAUACAACAAUCCAUCCUUGAUAGUCGACCACUCCCACUUCAUGCCCUUGUCAGUAUCACCCUCUCCUUCCGUGAUGACAUAUCUUGGUGCAACAAAGCUAUCUUUUCCGUCCUUUGUGUUCAUGAUUUCAAAUACCUCUCCCGUUCGAUCGUCGAAGGUCAACAGACGGUUGUCAAAGACGGUCAGUUCGGAAAAUUCGGCUCCUCGACCACCUUCGUUGUGUUUCGUCACGAGCGUGCGGGUAGCGUCAUCUUCCAUGACCAUUGUGUAUUUUCUACUAUUUUUGUGAUACGUGAUGGUCCCUGGUAACAAGAGACUUCGAUAAGACGGUUUUUUUGCGUCCUUGAUGAACGAAAGUUGAUCGAGAUCGGUCACGGCUGCGAAUCGGAAUUGGUUUUCGCCUAUUUUUGAGUCUGCGACAGAGAAGUAUCCACCGUGGAGAGAACCGCUGAAAGCAGAUCCCAUCGAAGACGAGGUCGUCCUUAGUCCAAUACCAGAAUCAUUCAACUGAUCAGAUGAAACAAUCAAAAGAAAGCCCAAAAAGCCAACAGUGGCAACCGUGGCCAAGGUAUGCUGGCGCAUGUAAAGUUGGAUUUUGGCAAAGAAACUCCCGUGGUUCCUUGGGUAGGCCUUGCUCUCCGACCUACCGAUUCCUCCUAGCUCUACGUCCAUUGUGUUGCUGCGAAGGACUCUGCUUUCGACGUCUGGCACGUUUUCGUCGCUAACGGAUCGGUUUCUUGCGAGUAGCGGAAUUUUUGCGUCGAUUUCUCCAGAACGGUUUGAACUGGCACGGCUAAGCUAUGUUCUUGUGUUCCUAGACGGGAUCUCUUGUUCGAUAGCCUUUGUGAGUUAUAAUAAUGACAGUUGUGACUU